UCUCAGGUUGCCUCCAGUAUCUACAGUACAGAGGAACGCAUCCUGGAGGCCAGUUUGUCCAACUUCACGCUAAGUUCAUAUUUAUUUCCAGGUCAUGUUGGUCGCGGUGUUACUGAUGUGCGCGCUGCUGCUGCUCUACGCGGUGCUGCGGGAUCGCCGUCCCCGCAACUGUCCGCCUGGUCCUACUGAGAUUCCAUUUUUCGGAGGCAUGCCGUUCGUCGACGAAUUUGUGGCCGAUAAACUCAAGAAGAACUACGGCGAUAUCGUCAUGUGCCGCAUCGGGUCAUAUCGCUUGGUGCUCCUCUUCGACUACCACGUCGCCAAGGAGGUGCUCGCCAGAAAAGAGUUCGCCGACCGACCGAGUUUCUUCGAAAACAUGAACAUCGACGACCAAAGAACUGGAGGAGUGCUCCUCAGCAACGGUCAGCAGUGGCAGCAUGACAGACGUUUUGUUCUGCGCAGCCUUCGUGACUUGGGCAUGGGCAAGAGCUACCUGGAAGAGGCCAUCAACAUGGAAGCUGAGGCGCUAGUGCAGGACCUGAGGCUCUACAGGGCCGAGGCCGUCAUGUUCCCUGACAGCUUCCGUACAGCGGCGCUGAACAUCAUCUGGCAGAUGGUGGCUAGCACUCGAUUCGACCUGAGGUCCAAGGAAGUAGAACGCAUCUACAAUUUAACGAAAGGUUUUCAGCGGAACUUUUCGGUUGUGAACUUCAUACCGACGUUCAUCCCAGUUCUUGAUAAAUUCCCGGAGUUCAUCAAAAACAAAAUAUUUGGGGAAGAUCUUUUCCAGAAAGUCCUUGGAGAAAUGAGGAACGUUGUACGCAAAACCAUCAACGAACACCUGAAGGAAUACGACGCCGAUCAUCCACGGGACCUCAUCGACGACUACAUCAAAGAAAUGGACCAGAACUCUAGCACUGAAGGCUCCUUGUUUCGGAGGGGAGCUCUGGACCAGAUCGUCAACGACAUGUUCCAGACGGGUUCAGACACCAUCAAUAACAUCCUUAGGUGGGUUGUUUACUUGCUGGCCCGCUACCCGGAGGCGGCGAAAAGAAUGCAGGACCAAAUCGACUCGGUGGUGCCACGGGACACUAUGGUUUCUCUCAGUGAUAAGCCAAGCCUGCCUCAGGUCGAGGCGUUCAUAAUGGAGACGCUUCGCUACUCCUCCUUGCUCCCCAUCCACGUCCAGAGGAUGGCCACCCAAGACACGACCAUCGGGGGUUAUUUCAUCCCCAAGGGCACGCUGCUACGUGUAGGCAGCUACUCGAUCCACUUCGAUCCCCGCUACUGGACCGACCCUGAGGACUUCAACCCCGACCGCUUCCUGGACCCCAGUGGCAGAUACGUGGCACCAAAAAAUGGUUUCAUGGCCUUUGGUGCAGGGCGACGCCAGUGCGCCGGGGAGGUGCUGGCUCGCACGGAACUUUUCCUUUUCACGGCCGCCAUAGCGCAGAACUUCGACGUCCUGCCACCCCCCACCACCGACCUGCGCCGCGUCAAAAUGACCAGCCUUGGGGGUCUGCGCGCCCCUGAAGACCAAGAGCUUAUAUACCGGCCGAGACCUUAGACUUAGAAAAAAAUGUGAGAGUUUCCCCAAAUAGCGAGGGCUCUGUACCGGCACAAGAGCGUAUCAGUGCUACGUGUACUUUCUGCUCGUACUGUUUGUAAAAAUUUGAACAGAUUAUAAAAUUUGCAGCUUUAGUUGAGUUAUCCCGGUAUAUAAAAUUCCUAGCUGUAGGUAAGUUAUCCCGGUAAAUAAAAUUCGUAGCCUUAGUUGAGUUAUCCCGAUAUAUUAAAUUCUUAGAUGUAGGUGAGUUAUCCCCGUACGGUAUACAAAAUUCCUAGCCUUAGUUGAGUUAUCCCGGUAUAUUAAAUUCCUAGCUGUAGGUGAGUUAUCCCGAUAUAUAAAAUUGCUAGCUUUAGUUGAGUUAUCCCGGUAUAUAAAAUUCCUAGCUUUACUUAAUUUAUCCCGGUAUAUAAAAUUGAUAGCUAUAUGUUGAGUUAUUCCGGUAUAUAAAAUUUAUUGUUUCAAUUGAGUUAUCCCUGUGAAACAGAUGUGUCUGAUGCAACGCUGCAGUUCAUUUGUUGUAAGGGCGCUAAUACCUUCGUCGGUGGUGCGCCGUAUCUUAACCAAGUAUUUGUUGUAAUCAUAAUGCUGUUGAGUAAAUCAUAAAUUUCAGGCUUAA
Messenger RNA from Hyalella azteca, 2186 nucleotides. RefSeq names its product cytochrome P450 2L1. Lineage: Eukaryota; Metazoa; Arthropoda; Malacostraca; Amphipoda; Hyalellidae. Gene Ontology annotation, biological process: xenobiotic metabolic process. Gene Ontology annotation, cellular component: cytoplasm; intracellular membrane-bounded organelle. Gene Ontology annotation, molecular function: heme binding; iron ion binding; oxidoreductase activity, acting on paired donors, with incorporation or reduction of molecular oxygen, reduced flavin or flavoprotein as one donor, and incorporation of one atom of oxygen. The transcript is spliced from 12 exons. The record is from RefSeq and is a predicted model, not a curated record. The coding region runs from base 95 to 1567 and encodes 490 amino acids.